GUGUCAGCUCCAAAUGCACAACAUAGAGAUUAUAGUGAGUGGAUUACGAGAGGAGAGGCUCAACUAUAACAACCAUAUGUGUGAUAGUGAUGUCAUGGGCAGAGACAUUUUUAUCUGUCUUAAGUUAUUGAUGCAUGUUACAAAAUAUAACACUAAUCUAUUGUGUCUUUAUUUGAUAGCAAGGAUUAUAUAACAAUUCAUCAUCCCAUAGAACUGCCAUUGUUAACUGCCACAGUUUUUAGUUUUUAUUGCAAUAAAUUCUUCCCUUGAACAUGUAAACUAUCUUGCUCUGAGUCAUUUUAUCUAUCCACAAAGCCAUUAAGAAGAAGAAGAAGAAAAAGAAGAAGAAGAAAAAGAAAAAGAAGAAGAAAAAGAAAAAGAAAAAAAAAAGAAAAAGAAUAAGAAAAAAAGAAGAAGAAGAAGAAGCCACAGAAGCCACAGAGCGGCACUGUUACAACCCGCUGCUAGAAUGCUGAUUCGCAGAAGAAGAGCACUUCCGCCUCUCUCUCGGCUCCCGCCCCGCUCCGCCAUCAUGAAGUCCUGAACAAAAACGGAUGGAAGUCGAGUAAAAUGGGGAUACCACGAACCGGGGAUGAAAAUUGCCGACACGAUUAGCGUUAUGACAGUGCAGAGCGGAGCACGGAGUGGAGUGGUGGAAAUUAGUACAUUAGCAUUCCACUGAGAACGACGCAGGCAGCUUCUGGCGUUACGUUAUUUAGUUAGCGGUUUUGCUAACAGCUGCUAGAGCUAGCCCCUGAUUUUCUUCAGCUAACUGGCUGCUGUAGCUGACAGGCGUCAGUCAGCUAGCUGUCACUUUAAUUGACUGGCACAUUACUUGUGUCAAGUCGUGCAGACGUGCUGGCUGUCCAGUUCACUGGGAGCUUCAAGAUGGAGAAGGGUUCGAGUAAAAGCAUCGACAGACAGAACAUGGUUUGUUCCUGUUGAACGGACGCCACUGUCGAGGAAAGGGGAGUGAAACCAAUAAUUUCCAUCCAGGCCGGAUAGCUAGCUCCCGAGCUAGCUACAGUGGAUCCCAAAAGCCACGGCGCUGGCCAUGCCGUCGAGUGUGCGGGCCGGGAGCCUGAAGGACCCGGAGGUGGCUGAGCUUUUCUCCAGGGAGGAUCCUGAAAAGUUCUUCACGGACCUGAGAGAGAUUGGUCAUGGGAGCUUCGGAGCAGUCUACUUUGCCCAUGACAUCCGUACCAAUGAGGUGGUGGCCAUCAAGAAGAUGUCUUAUAGUGGCAAACAGUCUAACGAGAAAUGGCAGGAUAUCAUCAAAGAAGUGAAGUUCCUUCAGAAGCUUCGUCACCCGAACACGGUUGAGUACCGUGGCUGCUACCUGAGAGAGCAUACAGCAUGGCUGGUGAUGGAAUACUGCUUGGGCUCAGCUUCUGACCUUUUGGAAGUUCACAAGAAGCCCCUCCAGGAAGUCGAAAUAGCUGCCAUAACCCAUGGUGCACUGCAGGGAUUGGUGUAUCUUCACUCUCACAACAUGAUUCAUAGGGAUGUGAAGGCAGGAAAUAUCUUGCUAACAGAGCCAGGUCAGGUCAAACUGGGAGACUUUGGGUCUGCCUCCAUCGUUGCUCCAGCCAACUCCUUUGUGGGAACACCCUAUUGGAUGGCCCCUGAGGUGAUCCUAGCCAUGGAUGAGGGUCAGUAUGAUGGAAAGGUGGAUGUGUGGUCACUUGGCAUUACCUGCAUAGAGCUGGCGGAAAGGAAGCCUCCUCUGUUCAACAUGAAUGCUAUGAGUGCCUUAUACCACAUCGCCCAGAACGAGAGCCCUGUGCUGCAGUCUAAUCACUGGUCCGAUUAUUUUCGCAAUUUUGUGGACUCUUGCCUGCAGAAGCUCUCCCCGGACAGACCUACCUCUGAUGUGCUUCUCAAGCACCAUUUCCUAUGCAGAGAGCGUCCCAUGACUGUUGUGAUGGAUCUGAUUGCACGCACAAAGGAUGCUGUUCGUGAACUAGACAACCUUCAGUAUCGGAAGAUGAAGAAAAUCCUCUUUCAUGAGGCUCACAAUGGUCCUGCACCAGAGGGAGGUGAUGAGGAAGAGGAUGUGGAACAGUAUAUGCUGCGCACUGGCACAGUCAACAGCAUGGAGAGCUCCCACUCUCUGCCAUCUAUGUCGAUCAGCGCCAGCUCCCAGAGCAGCUCUGUCAAUAGCCUGGCAGACGGCUCUGACGACAGCGGGGAGAUGGCCAUGAUGCAGGAAGGAGAGCACACAGUCACCUCCAAUAGCUCCGUCCUGCACAAGCCCUUGAGUCAUGACAACAUCUACGAUGAUCCCUACCAGCCAGAGGUUGAUGCCCAACGAGAAGGCUCUUCUGCUGGUGGAGGUGGCGGCGGAGGAGGGAGGCGUCGCAGAGGCAGAGACCAUUUUGCCACAAUCAGGACAGCCUCGCUCGUCACCCGCCAGAUCCAGGAACAUGAACAGGGAUCGGCAUUGAGAGAGCAAAUGUCUGGGUAUAAGCGAAUGCGGCGACAACACCAGAAGCAGUUGAUGGCACUGGAAAACAAGCUGAAAUCAGAGAUGGAUGAGCACCAGCUAAGACUGGACAAGGAGCUGGAGAAUCAAAGGAACAGCUUCUCGAUGGAAGCAGAGAAGCUCUCCAAGAAGCACCUGGGUAUUUUGGAUAAGGAGACUAAGGCAGUGCUGACUGAGGAGAAGAAGUUCCAGCAGCACAUACUGACCCAACAAAAGAAGGAGUUGACCACUCUGCUGGAGUCCCAAAAACGUCAGUAUCGGCAGCGCAAGGAGCAGCUCAAAGAGGAAUUAAAUGAGAACCAGUCGACACCAAAGCGGGAGAAGCAGGAGUGGUUGGUGCAUCAGAAGGAGUGUCUGCAGCAGCUGCAGGCGGAGGAGGAAGCAAACCUGCUGCGGCGCCAGAGGCAGUAUUACGAGCUACAGUGUCGCCAGUACAAAAGGAAGAUGCUUCUUGGGCGUCACAACUUGGAGCAGGAUCUGCUCCGAGAGGACCUAAACAAGAAGCAGACUCUGAAGGACCUGGAGUGCGCUAUGCUGCUACGUCACCACGAGUCCACCCAGGAGCUGGAGUUUCGUCAGCUGGGCUUAGUGCAGCGGACUCGAGCUGAGCUGAUUCGCACCCAGCACCAGACUGAGCUCACCAACCAGAUGGAGUACAACAAGAGGCGCGAGCAGGAGCUGCGUCAGAAACACGCCGUGGAGGUCCGCCAGCAGCCCAAGAGCCUCAAAUCCAAAGAGCUUCAGAUUAAGCGUCAGUUCCAGGACACAUGUAAGAUCCAAACCCGUCAGUACAAGGCCCUGCGCAACCACCUGCUGGAGAACACGCCCAAGUCGGACCACAAGGCCGUGCUGAAGCGGCUGAAGGAUGAGCAGACUCGUAAGCUGGCCAUCCUGGCUGAGCAGUAUGACCACUCCAUCAAUGACAUGCUGUCCACACAGGCUCUGCGUUUGGACGAGACCCAGGAAGCGGAGUACAAGGUGCUACGGAUGCAGCUGCAGCAGGAGUUGGAGCUGCUGAACGCGUACCAGAGCAAAAUCAAGAUCCACACCGACACCCAGCACGAGCGGGAGGUCAAGGACCUGGAGCAGAGGGUGUCCAUCCGCCGCGCCCUGCUGGAGCAGAGGAUCGAGGAGGAGAUGCUGUCCCUGCAGAACGAGCGCUCGGAGCGCAUCCGCACGCUCCUGGAGCGGCAGGCCAGCGAGAUCGAGGCCUUCGACUCCGAGAGCCUGCGUCUGGGCUUCAGCAACAUGGCGCUGACCGGCCUUCCCGGCGAGGCCUACGUCAAGCAGGGUUACCCCAACGUCCCGCCCCCCGGCGCCCGCUCGGCGGGCCACUGGAGCCACGGCAUGCACCCGCAGAACACGCCUCAGCAGCAGCACUCGCGCCGCAGCCACAACAGCGGCGGAGCCGGCGAGCGCCGGAGCGAGUCCUCCUCCUCCUCCUCCUCCCAUCUGGGGUUGGCCCUGGGGCUGGGGCGGGACGGAAGGGAGGCGCACCACUCGUCCCGCUCCUCGGCCUCGUCCUCCUCGUCCUCCUCCUCGUCUUCCUCCCACCACCAGCGCCACCACCUGCCGCAGCACUACCACCACCAGAGCACGCCGCAGCUGUACCGCGAGCGGGAGCGGGACCGAGAUAGGGAGCGGGAGAAGGAGAGGGAGCGCGAGUGGGCCGGGGUGCGAGGCUCCGGCGGGGACCUGGCCCACCCACACCCCCUGCCCUUCUCCCAUCACCUGCCCUCGCGCUCCUCCUCCCAGUCCCUGGCCAUGCUACCUCCCCCGCCACCUGCCCCUCCAACCAUCUCUGGCCCAUCCUCCUCCUCCUCCUCCUCCUCCUCCUCACAGGGAGGGAUCUACGGAGGUAGCGCUCUAGGCGUGCGCGGUGCCCCCAGCCUGAUGGCCCUGAAGCACAGCCCCCAGCCUCUAAGGAGGACGGCAUCCGGCGGGGGGCCCGGAGGCGCCGGGGGCAGUGACGGCGUCCUGAGCCGAAGCACCUCGGUCACUUCACACAUCUCUAAUGGCUCCCACCUCUCCUACUCCUAAACGGCAGGACAGGACAGGGUGGGAGCGACUUAGGAAGGUAGCUACCACAGGCUGCACCUCAGUUCUCUCAGCUUGCCGCAUUGCCUUGUGUCCUUUCUUGGACUAAUCUUAGAUCACAGAAUAGCUGAAAUACAGAGGAUUUAGUGACAUCCCCCUCUUUCCUCCCAACGCACAGACAUGCAAAAAGAUCAGUCACCAUCAGAGGCAAACAGAGGACAAACUGACAUGAUUGAGCUGCACCCUGCUCCUUUAGACUCAGGGUGGGUAGAGAGGCUUUCUCCCAUUCUCACUGGUGUAACGUAAGAAGGGGGGGGGCAUGUAACCACCUGUACCACCACUGGUUUUAGGUGACACAACUUGUAGUUUAGUGUUUUUAUCAUUGUUAGCGCCUGUAUAAAAGUUACAUACGACGUGUGAAAGGAGGAAUAUUAAGGCUUUUGAUGUCUCCCAGAGCUGCAGAAGGUGGAGGUGGCGGCCGUGUCUUCUUCUAUGAUAUUCUGUGCUGGAAUGGAGAACGAGAUAAGGCAGGGAGAGCGGUGGGAAGCAGUGUUUUCUUUGCAAUGUGUACUUGUAUGUAGUCUGUAGUGUGCAAUAUUAUCUUGCAAGAACUUGAAACUUACGCUCCAGAAAGGAAAAGCGAGGAGAACCACAAAGAUGGGUUACUUUAAGUCUGUGCUGCUGGACUUUGGGGGGGGGUCUUUUACUAAAUUUACAGCUGUUGAUGUUCUGUUGAUCUUCUUUUCUACUGAGCGUAAAAAAAGGCAAGUUGCUUGGAGUGUCACCAAUGCCUUUAAGGGGUUCUUAAAGGGAUGCCGUGCCAUCAAGGUUUUUAGUUUGACAACUGCAAGAGGUGUUCAAAGCAAAUGCACAGAAUGUUUAUAGAGGCGAGAGACUCUGUACUAAAAAAAGCAGGAGACACGUUUGUGUGGAUAUGUACAAAUACUAAAAAAAGUCUUUCUGGCAUCCAUGACAUAUUGAAUAUCUAAACAGCAUAGUAGGUGUCAAUGGGAGUCACUCCAAUGCAUGAGAUAGAUGUACAAAAAAACAAAACACAAAAAAAGGUGUAAACAUGACAAAACACAUUUGAAAUGUAACGUACCUGUCCAAGUUUCACUGGCAUUUAAAAUCACCUGUCCCACGUUUUUAAUCUCCACUGUACAUAUUUAUGGGAAUAUUAAGAAAAACAAGUCAUUUGGUUUUAUAGCGUAAAGAUAAUAAUAGUAAUUUUGAUAUAUUCAAAUGAGUAUUGAGUUCCAGACUUAGAGCGACAACUCCAAAUGCAUUUUCUAUAGGUGUCAAUAUUACCAUAACUAAUCCUGGUGUAAUUGUUGGUGUAAUCAUGUUCACAUUUUUCUUGCGAGAAGCAAAGGGCCCGGUUUUAAGAAGAAAAAAAACAGAUUAUGAUGAACAAUGUUGGGUAUGGUGCAUAUUUAAGGUAUUAAUGGUUAUUAAUAAGCAAUUAUUAAUAAUUGUUAAUGGUUCAUGUAUGUGUGUUUGAACGGUAAAGUGUAGUAUUGCCACUUUUCUAGACAACAAAAUAAUUUUAGAAGACAGUCCAACAACAGGGACACCCCCCGCUGUUCACGUAAACUCUGACCUCGUCCACUGGACCUUUCAUGAAAAACUGAAAACAAUUUUUUUACAAUUGGCCACUGGAAUGUAAGCGCUGGUUUACUUUUUCUUUGGUUCUUUAGUUCAGGACUAAGUUUCCACACAGAAUCUCUCAAAGGAAGCAAGAAAGCAGACGUGACAUUGCACAAUUUGUGUUGAUAAUCUGACCCGAACCCCUGGCGCUGGAGAGGAGGUGGAAGGACGGAUGGUGGCUGAGCCGCUGUGAACGUGCACCCCCUUGUGCCGGCGCAGCAGCAGUGACUGGCACGGCCCGUCCUCACAGAGACCGAUCAGUGUUUCCUGCACAUGAUGCUCCUGAGGCCCGGAGGCUCGCUCUCCCUUCUCUGGGCUGUCACUUACUUGAAAUAAGUCACUUUUUUUGUUUUGUUUUUUAAAAUAUUAUUUUAAUUGAAAAGAAAUGAUGUUUGUAUGACUCAGAAACACCAGCUCAAGACAAUUCCCUGUAUAACCUACUACUUUAUGCUUGGUUGGAAUCUCAGUGCAUGCAUAAACUCCUUAUAUAAACUUAGACCGGCGAGUUUGGGAAACAAGCUUUUCAUUGGGGGAAAUCAGUGUGCUGUCCGUAGAUGGGUUACUGUCAGUGACAGAGGCACAGCAGGGAGUCUCAGUUCCUGUGUCUCCCCUGGGUGAAGGUGAAGAAGCAACAUGAGCUCGUCUGUGUUUUACAGAGAUUGUUUUUUUUUUCUGGGGAUGGGUGGGGGUCCUUAUUUAAUUUUAAAAUCAAGCAGAUCCAAGCUUGAGGAGGAGAAGGGAGACGGGUCCUAACACAAGUAUUGGAAAAGAAAAGGGGUGCUUUAAAAAGUAAUUUAACAAAAAAUAAUAAAUUGAUAUUAACACAUUAA
Betta splendens (Siamese fighting fish) is the source of this 6999-nucleotide messenger RNA. It is a transcript of the gene taok2b, whose product is annotated as TAO kinase 2b. Lineage: Eukaryota; Metazoa; Chordata; Actinopteri; Anabantiformes; Osphronemidae. Bases 1055 to 4525 code for a protein of 1156 amino acids. The record is from RefSeq and is a predicted model, not a curated record. Gene Ontology annotation, molecular function: protein kinase activity; ATP binding. Gene Ontology annotation, biological process: protein phosphorylation. The transcript is spliced from 20 exons.